UGUGUCUGUGUGUGUGUGUGUGUGGGAGGAGUGGGAGGACGACAUGGAGCCACCAUCCCAUAAAAACACUUUGUCCUGUUUAGAGUUCAUUAUCCAUCACUUCAUCUCUGGAGCAGCAAGGGCCAGCAGCUGAAGGUCUUUGCAUGGGGGCAAAGGAUGGAGUACUGGUUGGAAAAUCAGGGUCAGCACCAGCUUUACUCCAGAUUUGGGACUCUUCCUGGGAGAAAUUGUGCACACAACUAUCAUGAUAGACAGCAGCCAGCCUAUAACACACUGUGCUAUGGAGAGCAGCGGGAUCAGGGAAGGGCAACCAGCAACUGGACGGUACCUGGAUCGAGAGCAGGAGGAGCUCUACAGGAGUACACCCACUGGGCAGAGCCAGAGCUGCCCAGUUCUCCUUCUCCCCAUUUCCCCUUUGUUUUACACCGUCACAAUCAGCGCCACCAGGACCUGGGGGAGUAUCGGCAACAUGACCCCAGAGACAGAGAGCGGCGGGCGCCUCACGGAGCGGUCAGGGAUCACGACAGAGGAUCUCUGAGGGAUCCGUGGCCGAAGAGGUGGGACCAGAGUCAGCCUUCCUGUUACAGAGACGCUCCCGCUAAGAGGAACGACAGCAGCUAUCGAGAGCUGGAGGCCUGGGCAGCUCGGUACAGUCAUUCGCUGCCCAGGAGGAGACGCUUAGAAGCGGAGUUGCAACAGGCCAUCCAAGGCCUGUCGGAGAGCAGCUGGACUCCAGAGAGGGAAAAACCCAUGACGAAUCCUCGAGUUCAACCACAACACGGCCAACUAAAUCCAAACAGAGCAUCCGGACAGUGGGACGCAGCAGCACCUCCUGCUGCGGACACAAACCUCAUGAAGGAAAAGAUUGAAUACCAGUCGAGGGGAUUUGGAAAACCUCCUGGAUAUAUCGGCCCUCCCCCCUACAACGGGCCUCCUGUGAUGCACCACCGUGAUGUUGGCUGGCAGCAGGUUGGUAAGACGCGAGCUGACUGGUCACAGCCAACACUCAGAAAACAGGAUGUUCCAGUGGAUUUGCAAACCAAGGGGGAGGCGGAGCAAGAUGAGAGCAAAAUCUACCCCGAAAUGGAGGAACUGAAGUCCAGUAAACCAGACGGUGAUGCCUUCCAGACAGCCAGUCCCAUCGAUGCGCAGACACCCGAAAGCGUGUUAGCUCAAGAACCACAAGCGGUUCAGAGCUCCAGUAUGAGGAGGGACGAAAUCUGUAAGGUGCUGGAAGGACGGAAGUUCAGCGUGAAGAAAAAGACGGGAGGGAUGACCAUAUUCUGCCUGGUGUCUCGAAUAGCAAGCCCCUCUGAAACCGCAUCGUUACCCGUCUGCGCCUCCCAAACAAGCGUCCAAAGCACAGAAACGGAUAUAUCAGAGCCCCGGCAGGACAGCAGCCAGAUGAAGACGCUCGCUGAUGACGUGGACUUAGGAGCACAGACGCUCAAAGAGCAGUCAGAUAAAACGGCAAUCAGAUGCAGAGACAAGGUGAUGCCUGAAGACAAGCUACCAAGCAGCGUUUUCCUGGAAGAAUCCGGAGUUGAGGGAAGUGUCCCUGCAUCUGUGCAGCCUGUGUUGAUGAAAUACCCUCUGUGGAGGGAGCCUGGCGCCAGCAGCAAGGCUGAAGCCGACAGCUCCGACCCAAACUGCUCGAAAGAGACGACGAGAAGCACCUCGAACCAGAAUGAAGGUGGGGAUGUGAGCAGCCACUCGACGGACAACGAACAGAAGAAACUGGACAUCGCGGAGGACGCUGAGGACCUGAGAGGUCUGCUGGUGAUAGACACCAGCUGUGUCGUCGUCAAAGUGGAGCUGAUUCCUUCGCCGAAGAAGGAACACGUUCACUAUUUAGGCUCCACAGCCAAUGAAGAAAGCAGCUCGUCUGAUUCGAACUCUCGGCUUUAUCAAGACGUUACGGCUGAUCCAAGCAACGAGACCCCAAGUGGGAACGAGGACCCCGACGCUGACCUGGAUCCAUCACUUUUGGAGAAACCGGAACACGAAGAGAGUGACGCUUCCCAGUCUGGUGGGCAGCCGUCUUUGCUCUCUGAGAGGGAAACUCUGCAGGAGCGCGCUGAAAGGAUCCUCGGCAUACCUCUGCAGGACGCCGCCGCCGAACAGCAAACUGAGGAUGAAGAACCACCAAUUGAUCUUUGCAAGGAGAAGCAGAUGGAGGAGGCUGGGAAACCUCCUUCUGAGCAAACUCUGGAGGAUGCAACAGACCAUGUAGAGGCUCUCCAAGCGGAGAAGGACAGAGAUGACAUUAGAAAGCAGGUAACAAACGAAGACGAUCAGGAACAGCAAGCUACCUGAGACGACUGAAGAC
This is a messenger RNA of Fundulus heteroclitus (mummichog), 2329 nucleotides long. RefSeq lists its product as uncharacterized. The coding region runs from base 157 to 2316 and encodes 719 amino acids. The transcript is spliced from 3 exons. Lineage: Eukaryota; Metazoa; Chordata; Actinopteri; Cyprinodontiformes; Fundulidae. The record is from RefSeq and is a predicted model, not a curated record.